Molecule: messenger RNA, 725 nt
Organism: Phragmites australis (common reed)
Lineage: Eukaryota; Viridiplantae; Streptophyta; Magnoliopsida; Poales; Poaceae
Exons: 4
Coding region: 28-540 (170 amino acids)
Biological process (GO): negative regulation of double-strand break repair via homologous recombination; DNA repair; maintenance of rDNA
Cellular component (GO): cytosol; nuclear speck
Source: RefSeq, a predicted model, not a curated record
UUGAAUAACUAACAUCGUAUUCGAAGCAUGAAAUGCAUCAAGAGUGGCGACCCCAGCCCGUCAGGCGGCGGCGCGGCGCGACCUGCUACGGUCGCCAUGGACUACACCCUCGCCGCACUGAAGGUCUUCGGCUCCCAGCUCGCGGGCUCCACUGAGGCGCCGUCCUUCGAGGGCUCCUCCGCCGCCCAGAUGCUCUUCGGCAUCCGCUACCAACGCGCCUGGAUCCAGGGCGUUCUCCUGUCGGCGGACUACAACGAGGCCGGCGAAGGACGCCUGGUGCUGGAUGACGGGUCCUGCGUCGCUGACCUCUUCGUCUUGCCCAAAGAAGCCGAGGGACGUCUGUGGCGGGCAGGGAUGUAUGUAAUGGUUAUCGGGGCAUAUGUUGCAGCGGAGUCUAAGGACAAUUAUCCAGCUAUCAAGGUGCAUAAGAUAGUCGAUCUCUCUGCCCAGCCGGACCGUGAAGCGAUGUGGUACAUGGAAGUAGCUGAGGCGUACAACUUCUUUUACUUGCCAUUCUCGGCUGCUAGUCCCCCGUCAUGAGCACUGGUCUUGUUCCUCUCCAGUUGCCUGGUUUCAUGUUUCCCCUCCCUCAGCAAUUUAGUGACAUGUAUUCAACACCACAUUAUGGUUUGGAUGUGCUACGGAGGAUCUCUAUGUAGUAAUUGUAGACCAUCUACUUUCUUAGAAACAAUUUGAAAUUAUAUCCCAUGCGGGCUUGCGACUAA